Molecule: messenger RNA, 1385 nt
Organism: Dicentrarchus labrax (European seabass)
Lineage: Eukaryota; Metazoa; Chordata; Actinopteri; Moronidae
Product: G-protein coupled receptor 4-like
Exons: 5
Coding region: 103-1113 (336 amino acids)
Biological process (GO): G protein-coupled receptor signaling pathway
Cellular component (GO): membrane
Molecular function (GO): G protein-coupled receptor activity
Source: RefSeq, a predicted model, not a curated record
GAAGGGAACUCAUUCAGGUUGGGUCUCAAGGUUUUCAAAGCUCUCCAUUGCAUCCCUAGUUCUGACCCAACAUUAAUCCACUGAGAGGUUUCACUCUGAACAAUGGAAGAUUUCUGCAUUAACAACACAUCACAGGACAACAGCGACUAUUACAGCGACAACACCUCCAACAGCUACAAUUACAGCAACAACACUUACAACAAAGAUAACUAUGACCAUCACGUUAAUCAAAGGUUCAUCCUACAAGUGACAACAUACAUAAUCUCUGGUAUCGGCCUUCCUUUGACCCUGGUUGCCAUCUAUGCUCUGUAUUCUGAGGUGAAGAACGAUCAUGUUGCUCCGAUCUACGUCAUCAACCUUCUCAUUUCUGACCUCAUUCAGUUCUGCUGCUCGAUUGUUGAGGUGUCACCAUUUAAUGAUCGGCUGGACAUCGUACAUUCAACCUUCUCUAUCAUAUACGUCUACAGUCUGUUGGUCAGUGUCUGCUUCAUGGUGUGUAUCGCCCUGGAAAGGUUUUUGGUCAUUGUCUGUCCACUGUGGUACCGCUGCAGACGAUCCAUAAAGAGAUCUGUGCUAAUCAGUGUCCUGGUCUGGGUUUUUCUUCCUGGCCUUUACUUAUUAAUAGGAUAUUUCAUUUUCACCCCCUCCCAGAUCUUCCCCAUCUUCUUCCUCCUUCCCUUCCCACUGUUCAUAUUCUUCCUUGUUGGGGUCCUGAAAGCUCUGUGUGCUUCAACCUCCGUCCACUCUGAUGAAAAACGACGAAUUGUGGGAAUUUUGGUUCUGGUGCUGCUUAUUUACACACUGCUGUUCCUGCCAUACAUCAUCUUUAGGAUGCAGGAAGAUAGAUUUACCAAUACCAAUACCCACUACAUCCUGAGUUUAAUAUGUGUUAGGUUGAGUCCUCUUGCAGACUUGGUUCUGUAUAUUUUCAUGAGGAAGGCGAUCUUAGAAAAGGUUUUGGCCUCUGUGUGUUGUUGCAGAAAGGACAGCAAUGAUAUCAGCAGUUCAUCAGUGAGAGAGAGAGAGAGAGAGAGAGAGAGAGAGAGAGAGAGCACAGAGAGAGAGAGAGAGACAGGGAGAGAGAUUAUUCUUAAAUCUUUAUGGUUUGUUUAACACAGAGAACAUCUGAACAGAUCUUUAGGACUUCUUUCUCUUUGACCUCUCAUACACAUUUAAUUUAGUUAGAACUAAUGUUUGUUUAUCCAAAACUGUCUGUUUCCAGUUUUGUUCAAUCUUUUGUAAAAAUGACAAACCAAACUACAUAUUAUUUGUUAUCUUGAUUGAAUAUCAGUUUGAUUUUGGUGUUUUAAUGGUAGGUGUGCUAGUUGUUAGGAUGUGAUUCAGAGCAGGUAUUGUGUGCUCAGCAAUAUGGAUAAAGUCUUAUA